Messenger RNA from Cryptomeria japonica (Japanese cedar), 1327 nucleotides. Its product is annotated as TMV resistance protein N-like. Bases 245 to 925 code for a protein of 226 amino acids. The record is from RefSeq and is a predicted model, not a curated record. NCBI's taxonomy places the organism in Eukaryota, Viridiplantae, Streptophyta, Pinopsida, Cupressales, Cupressaceae. The transcript has a single exon. Gene Ontology annotation, biological process: signal transduction.
UUCGAUCAUAUGUGGAAACCGCGUAGAAAAUGGGGGUUUUUAUCCACUACUUGUAUGGCUCAUCUCACCGUCUUACCAUUCUAUCUCUUAGCUACUGGUCUUCACAUUCCCUAAUUCUGAUAUUUUUGCCCCUCCUGCUUUGUUUCCGUUCCCAUAUAUCUCUUAGCUCGCUGUCUUGCCAAUCUCUUCUAUUCUUUCUACCCACCACUGCUGCUUUGUUUCAGUCCCUCUUCAAUUUAAUCACAUGGCAAGUGCAAACCCUUUUGCAGUACUUAUGUCGCCGUCUGCAUCUGCAACGCCUUCAACUCACAGUCCAUUAGGAAAAUGGAAGAGAACUUUGUGUUAUGUAGGGUGUUUGAUAUUACUUCUGUCUCUAAGUUCUCAGUCUUACCAUUUUCUUCUAUUUUUUGUACCCCUGCUUUGGUUUCAGUUCACCUUCAAUUUAAUCUCAUGGCGAAAUCUGCCACCGUCUUCAAAAAAAACCCGCUACGAUGUAUUCAUAAACCAUCGUGGCCCUGACACAAAGCAAACCCUAGCCGCCUCAAUCUACCGUGCCCUCAAACUCAUGGGAGUUAGUGUUUUCUUGGAUGAACCAGAGCUCGAUCUUGGUGAUUCAAUACCCUCUGAGAUACAACAUGCCAUCGCUACUUCUUUCCUUCAUAUUGCUAUCCUUUCACCCACAUAUGCAGAAUCCACUUGGUGUCUGGAAGAGCUGUCUCUCAUGCUCAAAAGUGGCCACACAAUCAUUCCCCUGUUCUACAAUGUUGAUGUGAAAGAUAUCCGUUGGAUAAAAGGAAGCUACGCUACAGCAUUUUCAAAGCAUGAAGCCAAGAAGAGAUAUCGUCCAGGAAAGGUUGAGGAUUGGAAGUCGGCGCUGCAUAAGGUUUCACAUCUUAAAGGCCACAUUUUCAAUAGUCGGGGGUAAGUACCGAACUCUGUUUUUCCUUUUAUCAAAUGUUAUGUCAUAUCUCAGAAUAUGGUAUAGUAGUUAGUAGGAUAGGAUCUCUUUCUUUUUCGAUAUAGAUUGGAAAGGUUUAUUCUCUUUUUUUAAGAUACGGUUCAUGAUUAAAAUAAGUAAAAUUAAAGGUGGGAUUAAAUUAAUUGAAUAGAAUAGUUAGUUUGAUAAUCAAUUAUACAAAAAUGAUAUUAUAAAUAUAAGAAAUUUAUCCAUCAAAAUUUUAAGACUUAAUAGAGCUUGAAGUAACAGUUACAUGAAACUCAAAAAAUUGAAUGCCCUAUCAAUUGGGUUAGGGCUUGACUAUGGAACUAGUCUUUAUGAUUCUAGAGGCAUUGUAGCACAUGAAUCUAUUUUUUAUGUUUGCAUGUU